GAAUAGUUGCAGAAAAUGCAGCGUGUACGCGACGAUAUUGAACUUCCGUGCAACUUCGAUGAUUGGACAGCGCAAGAACAAAGUGACUGGAUGUAUCACAAUAUGACGAAUUUAUAUAAAAACGUGCCAGAAUCUUUACAAAAUCUGAUCCCGGCUUACACACGUUCACUUGAUUUCAACCGAUCACUAAAUGUGUUACCUGAAUGGAUGGAUCCAGAUAAAUAUCACAAAGGACAAAAGUUUGUGCGCGAGCAUUAUUUCUCGUAUAUCAUGGCUAUUAUAUUGGGUUCUAUUUACGCCUACACUUUCGAGGAUGGCCUCAAACCAAUUAUCAUAGGAGGAAACAGUCAUACACCAUAUUUAGCAGUGAAAAGGUAUUUCUCUGACAUAUUGUAUCUGAAUACGAUGAAACGGAUACUCGAUUGGUACGAUGGGGAACCUUGGAGUAAAGGUACGGAGGCUUACAGGGACAUGCAAAUUGCACGCAAUAAACAUAUAAGAAUAAGCACAAAGGUUUCCCUGUUGGAUAACAAGCAAUAUCAGGAGGACUUAAAUAAUAUGGUGAUGGCCGUUGCACAGGCCCAUUUCAUAAUGUUGCCUGUAUUAUAUCCGCAAAAAGUUGGCAUGCAUUUUGUAACCGAUGAAGAUUUAGAAGCCUUUUGCCAUAUGUGGAAAUGCUACGGAUAUUUUCUCGGAAUUGAAGAUGAGUAAGUAGUAGUUUUAUUAACAUCCAGAAGCAGAACGCCGAAUUUCUUAAGAUACAAAGAUUAAAAAUAAUAUAUUGCUUUUCCUUCUGCUCGUUAUAUAUCAAUAACAUAUUUUGUAGAAAUAUAUAUGAGAAAUCAUAUGAUCGUUAUAUAAGUACGAUACAAUAAAGUUCACCGCUCGUAUAAAAUA
Dinoponera quadriceps is the source of this 897-nucleotide messenger RNA. RefSeq lists its product as uncharacterized. The transcript is spliced from 4 exons. The record is from RefSeq and is a predicted model, not a curated record. NCBI's taxonomy places the organism in Eukaryota, Metazoa, Arthropoda, Insecta, Hymenoptera, Formicidae. Bases 16 to 711 code for a protein of 231 amino acids.